UUUCAAAUUUUUUUUCGUUCUUGUUCCUUAUUCGUCAUAUCUCGAGCCUCUGUCACUUUCACUCCCUCACUUCCCUCCCUCACUCACUCACUCACUCUCCCCUAUCAACACCACACGACAAUGCUUCGCCUGAAAGCACUGCUGCAGCGCAUCCUGCCAUCCGCAGUCCCAUCUUCAUCCGCGUCGGCACUCCGCAGUUCGCCAACUCUGCCGGCACCGCCCACCUAUGUUCGCACUGCGCCUGCGUCCUCGUAUCCUGCUGCCGCCGCUGCGCAGCCACACAAGCACCCGCGCGUCCACUUCCCAUCGCUCCUCGCUGCGGCGUUGGAGCCAAUCCCGCAUCGCGUCCGCCCCGUCGUUGUUAUGACGAGUCGCACGGCGAGCUGGCCACUCCAUCAACGCUUCCUCCACAGUCUCCCUGCGAGCGCCCUGGCCGCCGAGCCCGCGACCACUUCUUCAAGCUCGUCCCUGCCCAAGGACGCCAUUCUGCCGCAGGCGAUCAGCCAGACCUCUGACAAGGGCGCUUCGGGUACCUGCGCCGCCGCCGCCCUCGACCACGCCCAGGCGUCAUCAUCAUCGACGUCCAACGCUGCCGCGCGUUCAUCGUCGUCGUCGUCAGCGUCCUCGGACAAUGCGACGCUGCCCGUGGAUAUGCACGUGACGGCCGCGCCAACGAGCUCGGAAGAAGUCGACGAACGCACAGUCGUCGCGACGGUCGCGAUGCGUCUCGAAGAGGGAAUUGACGGCGAGGCGAGCUUCACGCGCGAUUCGCACGGACACCUCACCAUGCGCCCCAGCGAUCCACUCGCGCCGUGGGAGCGUGAAAAGCUUGUCGGGAAAAGCACGACUACCUCGCCCGAUGAAGCGAUCGCCAUCCACGAAGCGCACGAGCACGAGACCUUCCUCUCUGAGAGCGAGCCCGAGCCGGCAACUGCCUCGAGCGGCUCCAGCGUUCAACAUGGUCUUCACCCGUUGGAAGGGUUCCAGGCCAACCGCGCGCCGUCCGUUGAAGAAACCGAGUCUCAGACUCUUGCAAACGAGGGAAACCGUGCCAUGUCUGCGGAAGAGGUCCUCGAGCAGGACGGCGCGCCGACCGGCGUUCGCUCCGACCACAAGGUUCCUACUCUUGGUCUUUGAAUAAUCCAGGGACCCACAAAAAGCAAACUUUGCAACAAACAAAAAACAGCUAGACAAACUGCUUGCAAUGUAGCGUACACAAGGCACUGUACAACCAAAAAAAAUGUGAGCUCUGAACAAGAGUGUGAAUAUGUGGUUUUUGUCCGGUCGCUGAAAGACUGCAACAAGAAAAGCAAAACAAAAAAUAUGAAAACUCGGACAAUAUGACUUGUCGUGAGAUGUACAGCUGGAUCUUUUUUUUCUGUGAGAAAAUCAUGCGCGUCAAUAAGGGGGGAGAGAGAUGGGCAUUCGCUUUGUUUUGAUGCUUGUGUUGAUGUUGAUGUAAACAUUGAAUGAAAAGCAUUUUGCCCACAAC
Capsaspora owczarzaki ATCC 30864 is the source of this 1492-nucleotide messenger RNA. RefSeq lists its product as hypothetical. The transcript has a single exon. The coding region runs from base 121 to 1137 and encodes 338 amino acids. The record is from RefSeq and is a predicted model, not a curated record. NCBI's taxonomy places the organism in Eukaryota, Filasterea, Ministeriida, Capsasporidae.